Debaryomyces fabryi is the source of this 771-nucleotide messenger RNA. RefSeq lists its product as uncharacterized. The record is from RefSeq and is a predicted model, not a curated record. Lineage: Eukaryota; Fungi; Ascomycota; Pichiomycetes; Serinales; Debaryomycetaceae. The transcript has a single exon. Gene Ontology annotation, molecular function: nucleic acid binding; zinc ion binding. Bases 1 to 771 code for a protein of 256 amino acids.
AUGUCGAACAACAGACAUAGUCCAGAUCAUGUUCUUGAACUAAUCAAUUUCAUGAAAGCAGAAGCUGAAGAAAGAGAGUUAAGAAUAUUUCUCUUAAAUGCAAAAGUGAAGUCUUACAAUGGAACAAAAAAUCCUACAAAAAUACAGGAAUUUAUUGAAGAGAUCAUUAGAAUUUCUGUUGGGUACAAACUUCUGGAUCAACAAUUAAUAACUUUAGCAGGAAGAAAUAUGACAGGAAUUGCAGAAAGAUGGUUUUUAGAAUAUAGAGAACAAAAAAUAGAUCAGACGGAUACAUUUGACGAUUUUGCCGACAGAGUACGUAAGCAAUUUGCUCAAGGGUAUGAUGUUCAAUCUAUCUACAACAAAUUAAUUACAUGUGUACAAUUAGGAUCGGUAGAACAGUAUAAUUCUAGGUUCUCUACCCUUCUUCUGGAAUUACCCAGAAAUUUUCUUGGAGAAGAGGCUAAAGUAACUGCAUAUAUUAACAACCUUAGAAGUCAAUUAAAACCUCAUGUCAAAUUGCAGAGACCCUCGACUUUGAGUGAAGCCAUAGAAUACGCAUUAGUAUUUGAAACGCAAUACACAGAGUUAUCAUGGUGGGAGAAGAAAACUCCUUUUUCAAAGAAUGCCUUUCAUAGAUAUCAGCCUCAAAAUAAUUCAGACAACAUGGAAAUCGAUUCAGUAAAGGCAAAGAAGAAAAGUAAAGUUUGUUAUAACUGUGGUAAGGAAGGUCAUUUUGCAACCAAUUGCUCAAACAAAUCAAAAAAUUGA